UUUCUACAUCCGGUUGUCGCAGGUCCUGCCCUUGUGGAUGGAGCUAGCCGGGAAGCUAGCUAACUAGCUGUUGUGUACGGAAGUAUUCUGUAUUGCGGGUUUUCUUUACAUAGGUUUAUAGAUACACAUAUUUGGACCUGGUGACGUCAUGGCAGCUAGGAUUUUGCCAGUAGUCAAGUUAGCCACAAAAGUGGGCAUUGCUGGAGGGGCUGUGUACGUGGCCUACGAUUCAGGACUCCUCAGUGGGAGUGCUGAGGGCUCCGAAGCGCUAAGCAAAGCUAAAGCAGCCAUCCCUCCCGCUGUGGACGAGUGGACUAAAUACUUUGGCUUGGAGCUUCCUGCAGCACCCAAAAUCGAGUUUUCCCCAGGCGAAGCUUGGAACUCAGGAGUGCGGAAGACCAUCCAUGCUUUAUCCAUUGCUCCGAGUGUGGUGUGCGAGUACACCAGUCAAGGCAUGCAGUACGUUAAGGACCUUAUUAAAUGAAUGCUUACAUCUUCAUGCUUAUAGAUGACUCUAAUUAUGAUUCCUGUGUGUUGGUCGAAGCUGAACGUCGAAUGGUGCACAUGGAAAAUCCCUCAUGUACAAGUCCAAUACUUUAAAAGCUAAAUUCAAGGGAAAGACUGAAGACAUAGUCAAAUUACAAUGCAAUUUUUUUUUUUUUUUUUUUUUUAAAUUCUGUGAAAUACCUGUUCUAAAGGUAUAUAAGUAAAACAAGUAUAGUUUUAUGAAUAUGAACAUGGCAUAAGGCUAUAUUGUUGUUAUUGUAUUUAUCUUUUCCCUUUAUCGGAGCGUCUGCAUUUUGGUAUGUAAUGUAAUUACAUGUUAACUUAGUUGACUGUAAAAUAAACCUUAAUCUUAUUUGGAA
This is a messenger RNA of Pangasianodon hypophthalmus (striped catfish), 866 nucleotides long. It is a transcript of the gene micos13, whose product is annotated as mitochondrial contact site and cristae organizing system subunit 13. Gene Ontology annotation, biological process: cristae formation. NCBI's taxonomy places the organism in Eukaryota, Metazoa, Chordata, Actinopteri, Siluriformes, Pangasiidae. The record is from RefSeq and is a predicted model, not a curated record. Bases 149 to 484 code for a protein of 111 amino acids. The transcript has 4 exons. Gene Ontology annotation, cellular component: mitochondrial crista junction; MICOS complex.